AAAUAAUUUGAUGUUUGAUUUAACUAUUUAAAAUUAUAAAUAAUAAUUUAAGUUGUGACUGAGUUCAAAACAAAUUUUCUUGCUUUUACUUUAAACCAUUUUAAGUUUAAUCCAUGAAACACUAUAGUUUCAGUUGGUGACCACUAGAAGAAUGGAAAAAUGAACAAAAUGAAAAAUAAAAUUUCAUUUGAGGAAUUGAAAAAAUAAAAAUAAAAUGAUUUUUUGUUCAAUUUGUUCCUUAUCAAAAUUGCAUAGGAAAUUUUUUUGUUAUAAAUCUAUUCCUCCAUAAGGAAUUUAGAAGAAAAAAGUGGGAUCUAACUUUCAAUAAUUUGACUAAAAUUUCAACAUAACUGGUAUAAAUUUUGAUGAACAAAGAAUUCACCAUAAUUUUUUUUCCUUCGACUUCGACGUGUUCACCAAUUAGAGUUUUAUAAUGCCGAUUUUUGGAUUAGUAAUACAUAAAAUAAUAAAUAUUCGUAAGAUGAUUAUACGCUGCGGACAAAACACCUAGUAUUUUAGUAUUAGUAAAAUAAUAUGGUCCAUUCUGAAAUAUUGAGCGCACGAAAUUAUAAUAAUGAUUUCUAAAAUUUGUUAUUGGAUUAUCAAUCAUGUAUUCCCAAUAAAUUAAUAAAUCAGUUUGACAAAACCGACAAUCCCUACAAAUAGCAUCAAAAUAAUGAUACUAAAAAGGACAAAACUAGAAUAAUUAUAAUCUGUUACAAAAGAAAAAUAAAAAAGGAAAAUCUAUUAAAAAUUGGAAUCCAUUAGGGUUUUGAAGACACAAACGAAAGCAAUAUAUAGUAGUACUUGGUCGUUGUCCUGAUCAGAAAGAGAAAGCAAAAGUAGAAGACAAAUCGUUUUAUAUAAUUUGCUUUGCUCUUAUAAAAGUAGAAGACAAAUCGAUGGAGGAGCAGCGAGGCCAUGAAAAGGAUAAAAUUGCUUCAUCGUUUUCCUCAGAAAGAGAAAGCAAAAGAGGAAGAAGAGAGGUGACCGAGAUAAUAAUCAACGAUGAUGCGUUGGAAGAGAUAAUGCUGAGGCUUCCGGUAAAAUCCCUUAUAAGUUUCCAAGCCGUGUCUAAACACUGGAGACGUAUGAUAACGCUUAACUCGUUCAGAGAGAGAUACAUGUUGCAUCAGAAAACCCUAGAACCAAAAUUUUUGUGUGUCUACGAUGAUAUAGACUGGUAUAAGGCAAGCUAUGCUCUAAAAGAGAUGAGGUUGGAGUGGUCUUCGGCAUGUCUAGUUGAAGUGGAAGAAGAAGAAGACUAUCAUAUUAGUAAUGAUGAGCAAGAGGAUGUGAUAGUUUCCAAGAGUCUGGAUGGUCUUUUCUGCUUCUAUGGACGUGCAAACUUUAAAAACCCAAUUAAAGUGAUGAACCCAUCCACUAGAUGGUCCUUGACGCUCCCUCUCGCCAGGAUUCAGCUAGUGCAUUCAGACAACAAGGUGGAGUUUUCUCAACCGGGAUUUGGAAGAGACUAUGUCACAGGAGCAUACAAACUAGUCUGGUUACAUAACAUUAAAGACAAGAACAUCUCAUCAUGUGAGGUUUUCGAUUUUGGAGUCAAGGAAUGGAGACAUGUGACUUCUCCUCCUUAUCAUCGGAUAGAUCACAACCAAGAAGCAACUUUUGCAAACGGAUGGCUUUACUGGUUCACCCAUGAAAAGACGAAGUUGAUUGCUUUCGAUCUUCACAUGGAGAUGUUUCAAGUCGUACCAAACCCAAUUAUUGACGCAUCAUCGUCAUCAUCAUCAUCAUCAUAUAUUAGUAUGCAUAUGUGCAGCCUAGACUAUGACCGUGGUCUUCUGAAUAUUUCCGUGACAAAUGGAGAUGGCAUGCAACACGUUUGGAGGGUCACUAACCACAACACAGGAGGGGUAUUGUUGAAAACGAACAAGAUCUUCUCCUUUGACUUGAACAAGAUUACCUCCACUUGGUUCGAAGAAACUCAUUAUAAAUCUUCGCUCCUCGGCCUUAUGGUAGUUUCGAAGAAAGGAAACAAGGUGAUGCUCGCAAAAUACGGUUCCGACAAGCUCCUUCUAUAUCAACCUCUAACCCCUAAUUCCAUUAUGAAUCGCAUCUUUUCGUAUUCUCCUUCUCGUCCAAGUGAUGACAGUGUAUUUCUUCAUUAUUUCCCAAGUUUAGCAUGUCCCUUAUGAAAUAAUUUAAUUUCUGUAAGUGGAUUUCAUUGUCAUUAUGCUCAAAUAAAUCUUGCUGUUGAAAUUAACUUAACAUUCUCUUAUUAUAUCAUUGCCUUUGGGAGAGAUACUAGCCGUUUCUCAAUCCUGUCCGAUUGUCUCAAUUGUACGUAGCACUACCAAGACUGUAGUAUUUUAUCGCUGCAAGUUUCAUACUUAAUUCCGAUGGCUUGAUCAUCUAUUAGUAUUCAUGCAAAGUAGAUCACUCUUGCCUCUUUGCCUGAAUCUAGCCUACCUGAAUCUAUAUUCUGUAUAUCCUUUCAACUGACUUUACAUCUCUUUUGUGGUUUUCUUUAGAUAAAUACUUGUAUAUUUUUACCAAAAAAAUACUUUUAUAUCCGUUUUCUUUUAAAAGACGUUUUAGAAUAUUUGUUUUGUAUCAUUAUAGUUGACGUCCUCGGAAAACAAUGCAAGAUAUAGUGAAAUAAGAC
This is a messenger RNA of Brassica napus (rape), 2626 nucleotides long. Its product is annotated as putative F-box protein At2g02030. The record is from RefSeq and is a predicted model, not a curated record. NCBI's taxonomy places the organism in Eukaryota, Viridiplantae, Streptophyta, Magnoliopsida, Brassicales, Brassicaceae. The transcript has a single exon. Gene Ontology annotation, molecular function: protein binding. Bases 903 to 2156 code for a protein of 417 amino acids.